Molecule: messenger RNA, 1146 nt
Organism: Rotaria sordida
Lineage: Eukaryota; Metazoa; Rotifera; Eurotatoria; Philodinida; Philodinidae
Source: the annotation of a GenBank genome assembly
AUGUCUACAUUAAGCAAGAAAUCUCAAGUUAUUAUUGAUUUGAACAAAAUAUUAAAUCUUGAAGAUUCUAUGGAAAUAAAACGAAUGGAAACCGAAUUCGAAUCGAACGGUUGGUGUUUUGUUGUUUUACCAAGUGAACUCAUUUUGAAUUCAAAUUUAACCAAAAAACUGUUGAAAUUUUUUGAAUUUGAUGAAACCAAGAGUAUAUAUUCGCAAUGGCAGAAAAUUUAUGGUUAUUCAAAAAUGAAUCAUAAAGAAGGUAUCAAACUAUUGACUGGAAGCUAUUUUGGCCAAUUUGCAAAUAAAGGAUUAGUACCAGUGACACUUAUUGAACCAUUAAACUAUCUUUCACAAGUACUGGAUACUGUAACAAAACGUUUGAUUGAACUUCUUGAUCAGCAUUCAGUAUUUCAUCAUGAACCAUCUUUAUCAUCUCUCAUCGAACGUGCUGAUCUUCCUUUACAAGAUGAACAUUUUGGUAUGCUUGAUAUUGUAAACUAUUUCAAUAUGAAAAGUGGUUUCCAACCACCGAAGGAUGGACAAACAACUGACGAAGUUAACUGUGUUCCACAUUAUGAUCCAGGUCUAUUUUCACUCAGUAUUUUAUCGACACAUGAAGGACUUCAAUUGAAAAAUUUGAUGAAUAAUGAAUGGAUAGAUGGACCUUUGGAAUCGAACAUUGGUGUCAUAUGGUUGGGAGAAGCAGCAUCUCGAAUAACAGAAAAUCGACUCAAACCAGGUAUUCAUCGAGUUGUUUAUCCUCAAGUAUCAAGACCUCGACUUACAGUCUGGUACGAAUUAUGUACAAUUGAACAAUUGAAAAACAUAAGCGAUGCGAAAAAAAAUGAAUUAAUGGAUAAUGGAACCGUUACGUUUAAAAAUCUUCCUUGGUUAUCUCCAAUGACUGUUUUGUCUGAAGAUGAAACACCUAAAGCUGGUCUCUUUUUCUGUGUAAAUGUAACAAUACGAGUGUUAAGAUCAUUAUCCAUUUCGAUGGAUUCACCUUGUUCUUCUGACAUUGGAGACAAUACACGUUUCGAAGAGUUACAUUCAUUUACUGACAUCGCUGUAACAGGUUUAAUUGGUUGUUUACCGUGUCUUGUGCUGCCAAUAACGAAUUGGUGGACUGCUGAUGGUAAACUAUAG